This is a messenger RNA of Hermetia illucens (black soldier fly), 451 nucleotides long. RefSeq lists its product as uncharacterized. The coding region runs from base 140 to 451 and encodes 103 amino acids. The record is from RefSeq and is a predicted model, not a curated record. Gene Ontology annotation, molecular function: sequence-specific DNA binding. Lineage: Eukaryota; Metazoa; Arthropoda; Insecta; Diptera; Stratiomyidae. The transcript is spliced from 3 exons.
UCAAAUCUCUGACAAGCUGUCAAUUUCCUGUGUAACUUUUAAUAUUUUCCGAUCUCAAUCCAAUUUUCUCAAUUGAAUACGGUUUCCACCCAAGUCCUUGGAAGAAAAGAGGAUUUGAGAACCUCAUAUUUGCGUGAAAAUGAGGUGUGUCGUGAAAGGCUGCGAGUCUAAAUCAACGGGACCCGACAAGGUAUCCUUUUUUAGAUUCCCAAAAGAAAACAGCCAUGAAUGGAUUGCGAACUUAAGGCCAUUCGCGCCCGGCGUGAUAAAUGCAGAUAAUGAUCGUGUCUGUGAAAAACAUUUUGAAAAGGAAUCGAUCAGAAUUGUGCAUGGGCGAAAGAUCUUAAAUGUGAACGUGAACCCAACGUUAUUUGAACUCAGUCUGUUGAGAUACUCUAAAUCAGAGAGGAAAGAAAAUAAUUCAAAUCCAAGUUUGGUGAGCAAAUUUUGA